GAAGUCUAUAGAGAAGUGGAUGUCAUUCUUUCUUUUCAUACUGAAUGCAAAUCCGGGGUGUUGGUUUCUUAGUUUAAACAAAUGUUAUGUUAACAUUUCGAGUAACUUUUUUCGUUUGUUUUCUACCUAAGUUUGAAACUGUGUAAAAGUGCUUUUGAAUAAUCUGUUUAUGUUGACUUCUCUUUUUGAUUUAUUUUCAAAUUGUUUAUCUCUGUAGGCUGUUUUUUAUUCAUCAUUAAUACACUAACUAGUUAAUUUUUUGUGCGUUUUUUUAUUUGCAUCUUUUUAAACUGAACAUCAGAUUUUCAGUACAGAACGAGAUUUCUCAGGGGACAUGAUGUCUAGCACAGCGUGACCUUGUUCUGAGAGGCGACAGUUCUUUCGAUGCUUGACGAUAUCUGGAAAUUUAUACUCGUCAUUAAAACAAGUCCAUUUGGAAACAUGAGUUGUGACAGUGUUCCAUCCAAAUCAGAAGUCAUGAGCUGGGAUUCACAUCGACUAGCAGACUUUCUGAAGAAAAGAAAUCUAACUGGAUGUGAUAAGGUCAUAACACAAUAUAAAAUAAAUGGACACAGGUUUCUGACUAUGUCCGAAAAUGACCUUCAAAAGUUUCCUAAGCUUCAUGCACCGAUAAUCACCAAGAUUUGUCAAGAAAUCAACAAAGAGAAGAAGAGAUUCUUUUCACCAAUUCCAACAAUAAAUAGGCAACAACCAGUUCUCAGCUACCCACAACCACCAGUUGGCAAUGCACACCACGAGAAUCAAGCAUGGGAUUCUGAAGAGUUUGAGAGUGAGGACGAUUACGAGGAUCCCAAUUCAAAUAGUGAAGGUGAAGCCAGUGGUGGAGAUUAUGAGGCCCCUGAAGAGGCAUCAGACGGUGAAUAUGAGCCCCCACCGAGUGAACCCCCGGAUAACAGCCCCCAUAUUCUUCCUGCUAAAUCCAUAGGAAACAGUGAUUAUAUUGAUAACAAUCGUAAUCGUGGGGCUGGCAGGACGCAUCCACCUGUGCCUCCAGAGCGCCCUGGACCUGGCCCCUCUCUUCCUCCUGUGGAUCGGCCAAUUGUCAGACUACCUGCAAGAGAAGAACGGUCACCAAAAAGGCCCCCUGCACCCACAGUGGACCGCAGUACUAAACCAGGAGCUAAGGACAGAGCUCACCCUCCUCCUGUAGUAGGUGGCAGUAGUUCUCUGGACAGAGCAGCCCAACCAAUAAGAAGCAGCGCUGUUCCUCACAGACCUGCAAUGGAGAUGCCAGGAGACCCGAUGAGAAUUCCCAAACCAUCACUCCCUCCAUCCGGAGUGCGAAGGAGCGCUUCAUCCGUCACUCCGGGAUACUCUCAAGACAGACACCUUGACUGCAGAACUGAGUUUCAUGAUGACACUGCCAGGCAGACCUCCAACACAUUUCCAAUGCACUCCAGAAAUCCAUCACCAAGGCCGCCAGGAACACACAGACAGUCUUUUCAAAGAGACAGUGUUAGUCCCAGUCGAUCGCUACCGGCAAAACUACAAGAGGCAAUGAGUGCUCACCGGAACAGUGCAAGAGUAGCAGUACCACCGCCGCAGUCUGACAUGGGGGUCAAACAGGAUAUGGAUCCGUCAUGGUAUGUGGGACAGAUCACUCGCGUUGAUGCAGAGAGAUGUCUGAGAAGAGUGAACACGGAUGGGACGUUCCUGGUGCGAGACAGCUCGAAUCGUUCCUCUAACCAGCCCUACACGCUCGUGGUACUUUACCAGGAUAAAGUUUACAACAUUCAGAUCCGCAGAAAGCCGGAUGGCUUUAUACUUGGCACUGGUCUAAAAUCCACAGAGGCUUUUGAGAGGGUCAGCGACAUUAUCAAUCAACACAGACAGAUGCCACUCCUCCUUAUUGAUGCUAAAAACAGAGAAUCAAGUCAACAGAAGCAAUGUGCUCUGAUGUAUCCAGCUGGACGUUAAAUAUUUACCCAGGGAUUAGUUUCUCAUCCCAACGCAGGACUGCAGCAAAUUAUAGCUAGCCCUAGAUCUUUUUAUGGAUGUUUUUUCAAUGGCUGAAAAUGAUGGGGAAAACAGUAACUACUUUUUUUACGUGUUCCUUCAAUGUUAAUAUUAUAAACAAACUUAAGUAAAUCGAGCUCUGAUCUGGUUUAGGGUUUUUUCUUUUCUUUUAAUUGUUCUAUUGUUUUCUAUUAAAAGUGACCGUUUGUUUUGCGAUAAUAUCGUGAAGCUGCACUGCAAAUCUGCAAUUUAUUUACAAGGCAAUAAAGAUUAGGGUAUUGUGUUAAUAAUUCACGAACACGCUAGCCAACUAUUUAGGAUUCCUGUGUCUUUUCCGUUAAUAUUAAUCUUUAAAUAAAUAUUAGGAUUACAUUGCACAACUGUCAGCACUGGCAACGCAAACUAAACUAGUGUGUUCACCCAUUGAAUCUUUCUGUUAACCUGCGCGUGCGAGGAUUUCUCACUCUCUAAAGGGAAAACGCAGGUCAACGUUUCCCCUUAAUGCAUUCACGACAAUCAAACUGUCAUCGUGCAUGCUUACAACAUAAUGGUGUACAAAGGAGAUUCAGUUACAUGACUGGCAUGAUUUGGCAUAGGACGUCAAAGCUAUAAUCAUAAUCCCGAUUACAUGAUGGCCUGUUCUUGGAAAACGAAAUCUUGUUGUGUUACACUUUGUCAAACAUAAAAAACCCCAUUAAAAGCACGUUAGCAGAUUGCACAGAUACCCUGAGGACAUCAGUUUCAGUUAUGAUCGAUACUGCAAGAGCACGCACACAGUUUUCUUGCCAGUUUCCAGAUUGCUCUGAGGCAACACAUAGAAAUAAACCUAUUUUAAAACAAGGACAUUAUUAUAAAUGUCUGUGUAAUGUUUUUUUUACUUUGUAUUUUAACUCUCUCACUCUUUCAUGUUAAUGAGUAGACCGAUAUUAUACGACUUUCCACUGCAAUUAUAAGACAAUGGUAAAUUAUAAAAAUAAAAUUGGUGUAUCACCACUUUCAAACAUUAGACGCCAUGCUUUAGAAACAAUGAACUCAAAUUACAAAGUUAUACCGUCCAUGAGCUAACGGAACUUAAACAGCCCACGCCCUCGAGACAACAGGUGAAUCUCUGGCGCGUGCUGAGAUGGGUGGUGCUCGUGCGCAUUGUAAAUUGUCGAAUUUAAUUCAUAUUAUCUCCCUUGAAAUGGCGGUGCAGGGGCGCGUCUCCGAUUGUUUUAAGUGAUUUUAAAAUGAGCAAAUUAUAAAAACGUACAACAAAUGAAUUAAAAGUGUCUUUCAUAUUACACACAUGCAACAGGUUAUGUGGUUUAUAAUACCACAUCUACCACGUUGAUAACACUUGUUGGCUUCCUUCACGUUAGCCUUUUCAUUGAAUAACAUGAAAAUUAACGACUUUACUACUAGUAACCAUAGUUUAACGUUUCUUCCCAAAGUAACCAAAAAUUUACAAUGGUCUCACUACAAUGACCAUAGCGUAACCAUGAUAUGGUAAAACACAGUAAAACUAAGUAAAAAGUGAUUUAUAGCCUACACGUUAAUACAACUAUGGUGCAUUUCUUGAGGGGAAUGUGCUUUUGAAAUGCAUAAGUUAAAAAAUUGCUCAAGUUAAAACUUUUAAGUGCAAAAUAGGAUAUUGUGGAUUUGGGUAAAUUUAGGUAAAAGCAUGACCAAUUGUUUCACAUUGACUAUAUGUAUAAUGUAAAUACAUUAAACGGUUAUGGUUUUUAUUUCAGGUUAAAUGUAAUAUAAUAUGUAUAUCCUCCCUAUGAAU
Triplophysa rosa is the source of this 3748-nucleotide messenger RNA. RefSeq names its product lymphocyte cytosolic protein 2a (gene lcp2a). NCBI's taxonomy places the organism in Eukaryota, Metazoa, Chordata, Actinopteri, Cypriniformes, Nemacheilidae. The record is from RefSeq and is a predicted model, not a curated record. Bases 385 to 1938 code for a protein of 517 amino acids. The transcript is spliced from 21 exons. Gene Ontology annotation, molecular function: protein binding. Gene Ontology annotation, biological process: cell surface receptor protein tyrosine kinase signaling pathway; intracellular signal transduction.